AUGUCCACGACAGUGACCAUGCUUGAAACCUACGACGCUCAAAUGCUAGAUUACCAAAACGAUACAGACGUGGCCAUGCACCCUUCCUCAGAUCCCUGGCUAAAUGAAGCUACAAUGGACGACGACACUUUCACCAACGAUGCUACGAUUGAAGUCGACAUGGACGGCUUGCAGGAGGAUCAAACGACGGAAUACGAGAUGACCGAUGAAGCUGAGAGCUAUGCCCCGGAAAUGGUAGACAUAGAGGUGGAGGAUGCCUCGCCGCCUCAGCCAGCGCCACUUUAUGACUCGUCGAUAAUACCCAACGCUGCGACAUCGACCACACAACAGCCAGCCGAUAUCUCAAUCCCUCCCAACUCUACACCACCACAUUCUGCAGCGACUUUACCUCCAGAUUCCCUAUAUCCCGUAGAUUCGCAGCUUAACGAGCCAUACGCCCCAACAGAUAUACUAGUGGAAGAGCCUGUACCAAGUAUCCAUCUUCGUUCAACGCCACCUCAGACGACGCAGUCCCCACUGGAUACUCAUGCAGGACACCUCUUGACACCCGACUUAUCUCGCCCGGCCGCAGAACCCAUAACAAUUUCACUUAGUUCCUCAUUUCAAACAGGGGAAUAUGCAGGUUCUGUAGAGGGUGGAGCUUACGCGGAGGUUCCAGUCUCUGCCGAUGUUCCAGAGUUGCAACAUGAAGAGGGCGACCAUGAGCCGCACACGAUGCCAGAGGAAGAGCAUGCACCCACAGACGAGCCCUCAGGACAUCCGAUCGUGCAGCCGGCCCAUGUUGAAGAGGAGUAUGCUGCUGAGGCUACAUACCAGCAACUCCAGCAGACUGUAAACGCGGAGGCCGCUGAACAGCAGCAGCAGCAGCCCGAAACGGCCGCUGACGAGACCCACGCCCCAGUAGAGUCUAAUGAUCCUCAUGAGAUUUCGGAAGGCGUGUAUAUUGAUCCUCCGCCCCCUGUUUUGAUUUCUCUCGAAUCUUCCGAGUACCCUAACAUAUGCUUGUUUAACCGACCGUCGUCCCGCUCGGGAACACCUUCUAGUCCAACUGCAGAAUCCCCUCCUGGAUCAGAUUGUCUCGUACUUCUACACCACCAACCAGUCCUUUACUACGAGCCUUUGUCGUCUGUCUUUGAGGCUCUUCGACAUGAAGAGUAUCUCAUGAAUUCGCCUGAUCUUCGGGAUGGCGAGUUGAUACUAGACGCAUACGAUCUUCAGCUCGCCGUAUCCGAGGACAAUGUAUACGCACGUGAAGUCACUUUGCACGAUCUGAAUGUCAUCCACGAUGGUUCUGACAUAGCAGGACCCCUUCGUCUGCGUCUCAGGUCUUCUGUGCCUCGUUUUGCUUUUAGGUACCAUCAACUUCGCGACCAAAUAGCGCGGCUCCAUCUCGCCACAGAAGCAGCAGAAGUAGCCGAGAACGCAGAACAUCAGCCUGUCGAGGAUUCCUCCCAUGAGCAGGCUGCCCCGGAGACUGAACAGCCCGAAGCCAACGCUGUGCCCGAGCCGAGUCUACCACAGGACACAUCGACAGACGCACCCGAAAAUGACCGUCUGGACGAGAAUAAAGACGAAGCAGCCCAGGAGCCAUUCCUAACUUCGGGAGCGCAAUGGGACGACCAUAACGGUGAGGCACAAACUGAUCCCAACGACACCCAAGAAGGCGAACAUGAAGGUCUCAACACCUUUGACUCACUACCCGAAGAGGAUGCACACGCGGCUGACGGCGCCGGCGAACCUUUCGCUCCACUAGACGUCCCCGACGUCUAUGAAGAAGCAGAAACUGGCGAGGAAUCAACUGUCGCCCAAGAGUCAAAUGACUACGCGGAGGAUGACGCAACGCAUGAAGACGUCGAACAGGAUUAUCCAGACCUCCCUGACGACGACGACGACGGUGAUGAUGGCUUCGAAGCUGCACCACAUGAAGCCGUCGACGAGCCUGUAUUACCAACGGUACUUGAUACAUCUGACGAGACUCAAGAACCACCCCCUGAGGACGGUGUGGGGCAAGAUACCUAUGAAGCACCAACAGAGGAAUCAGUUCAACAAGAGGACGCUGCUUCUGUGUAUGUCGAUGUAGAAGAAUCGAUUGUACCAACAGAGCUAACGGAUGCGGCUGAAGCUGUCGAACAAGCAGGCUUAUCAGCAGGAAUAGGUUCUAAUAUCCCUGACAGCGGCGACGUCGACGCUGCUCUCGACACACCUCUUGAAGCUAGCGGUUUAAAAAAUGUAGAGCCCCACCUACAAGAGAUUAAUGAGUUCGAGGAAUGGGACGACGAGCUCGACGGUGAUGGCGAGCUCGAUUCUACAUGGGAUGAGCAAGACUCUCCUUCAGCACAGUCGUCCGUUACAGUUUCUAGUACGAAAACUUCCAUGAAGCGCAGCUUGGACGAAACAGACUUCGAGGAGCUUGUUCAAGAGGAGGAGGAAGUAUCGCCCGGAUCUCCUCAUUCCAAACGAGUGCGCACGCAGUAA
Molecule: messenger RNA, 2475 nt
Organism: Pleurotus ostreatus (oyster mushroom)
Lineage: Eukaryota; Fungi; Basidiomycota; Agaricomycetes; Agaricales; Pleurotaceae
Exons: 7
Coding region: 1-2475 (824 amino acids)
Source: RefSeq, a predicted model, not a curated record